This is a messenger RNA of Penicillium chermesinum, 1812 nucleotides long. RefSeq lists its product as uncharacterized. The transcript has a single exon. The coding region runs from base 1 to 1812 and encodes 603 amino acids. Gene Ontology annotation, molecular function: protein binding. Lineage: Eukaryota; Fungi; Ascomycota; Eurotiomycetes; Eurotiales; Aspergillaceae. The record is from RefSeq and is a predicted model, not a curated record.
AUGCAGAGACUGUUAGGGCGGCUUGAGGACACUCCUCCGCGAAAGUCCCCGGUGCCUGCGAAAGUGAGAGAGAUCAAAGUUUUGGAGGAGGUAGUUGUACGAUUUGCAGGAACAUUACGCAAAGGUGUGCUCGAAAACAUCUGGUUCGAGAGUAUCCGACACGGAUGUCGAGUUCACGUUCUGAGUGCUAAAGAAGGCGAUGGCUUUUACCGCAGAGUGAUUCUCUCGGGCACGGAACGUGCCACGGCGCUUGUUGCAGCUCAAUUCAUACGCGCCCAUGACUCCUUGAUUAUCGGCACUCCGUCGGAUGAGUCUAUAAUCCCGCUUGUCGCCUCAAGAGCUGCCCUGCAUGCUUCCAGGGCCGAGCCAGAUGGCUCCCCUGUGAUUCGCAAAAUUUGGGAUGACAGUUCGCUGGGUGAUGAUCUUUCAUCUUCCUCUCAUAGGCGUCCACCGAUCAAAUCUGUGGCGGAUUUUGCGACUUAUAUUGGUAGACUGACCAACGACUAUUCUCCCACGGGACAAAGUGGUAACGAAUCGACACAACCCUACAAGCAGGCGUCAUCUGUCAUUGGCCGACACGCUAUCGCAUCGCGUCUUGUAGCCGAAUUUCAACGGGAGGCUAACGCCAAGUACCUCUCUUCAGCAGCCUUGAAUCAGGCUUUGGAGUAUUUAGUCCAAGUUGACCAAUUGAAACAAGCGCGCAUGGUGUUUUCGAAAGCCGAGCAUGUGGUCACCACACAUACGUUCAAUAUUCUUCUCGAGGCCGCAGCCAAACGUCGCGAUCUCCGAGGAUUUGAGCGCCUUCUCCGUGCCAUGUUUCAGUCUCGGAUCCGGCCCACCGGAAAGACUUGGAUGGCGUUACUCACCGCGUUGGUGAAUCCUAACGUCAAAGCUAGAUUGAUCAAAGAGAUGGCCGAAAGGGGCCAUCUGAAGGAUCCAAACAUCGUUCGAGGAGCUUUACAGAUGACAAUCCAUGAUUCUUUGUUUCUUCAUCUCGAGGGUGGUGGCGACAUCAUCACCUUUAUCUCUUUGAUCGCGAAAACCUUUGGUGCGAACUGGUUUACGCCGCCGUUACUCGGUCAGAUGUUCCAAGCAACCUCUGACUUGAGGGAUCACCGAGCUGCCGGACAACUCCUCGAGUAUUGCCUUGACCGGAAGUUCAUCAUCAACGAUUCAAUUCUCCAUUCGGUUCUCGGCAUGUGUCACAACAAUUCAUUCGCUACAGCCCAUUUCACCUUGCGUUGCAUGGGGAGUCCCACGUUCAAGAUGACCCCAAGACUCUUCGAAAGGGUCUUCUUCAUUUUUUACAAAACCAGAAAACUGAACGCAUGCCGUGUCCUUUGGCAGUAUGCUUGCUUGACGGACUGUUUAACCGUGGCGAUGAAGCAUGCCGUCCGCAACGAUCUCACUCACCCUGUUCCUUUGACAGAGGCAGCUCCUCCGGGCAAAUGGGGCAGGAUUUUCCCAUUUCUUGUGAGCAAAGUGAUCUUGGGUGUUAACCCUACUUUCGAACUCGAAGAAUCUAUCAAAGAGGAUCUUCCUCCCGAGUUCCACGAGAACCCCCUCCGCUACUUCACCGAUGAACACAUGUACACCGAUCGAGAUAGCCAGGACCCCUUCUCUGUUCGUUUGGCGUGGGCGCUGCUCAAUCACGACAUCCAGGCUGGGCAAAACUCCGUUCCUCUGUAUUCCCUACCUAUUAUGUUGGAAGCUGCAACUGCCCUCGACCGUGAAUGGGGGACCAAGCCUAAAUCUCUGGAAUGGGCCUUACAGAACGCCAUCAAUGUGCCUGUGGCACAUGUGUUGUACUAG